Rhagoletis zephyria (snowberry fruit fly) is the source of this 650-nucleotide messenger RNA. RefSeq names its product Pherokine 3 (gene Phk-3). The record is from RefSeq and is a predicted model, not a curated record. Lineage: Eukaryota; Metazoa; Arthropoda; Insecta; Diptera; Tephritidae.
AUUUUUGGGCUAUAUAAAGUGGUCAAGUGCCGCCUUCAUGUAAUUAUAGUCCAGCUGUCCAGUUGUCCAGAGCAAAAUUCGUAGCCCUUGAGUGCGUGUUUUUAAAAUUACCUUUGAUUGAUACAGGAACACAGUGGCUGGAACACGUCCUCUUGACUUCACUCUCGGAAAACAAGCCAAUAUGAAAGCAAUUUUAAUGUUAUUGGUGAUUAUUGCUGUUCAGCACGCAUCAUGUCAAAAGCAGUACACAAACAAAUUUGAUAAUGUUGAUGUAGACGGAGUUUUGUCAAAUAAUCGUAUUCUAACCAACUAUAUUAAGUGCCUUAUGGAAAAAGGACCUUGCACUCCUGAGGGCCGUGAAUUAAAAAAAUUGUUACCAGAUGCAUUGCAGACGGAAUGUUCCAAGUGUACCGACAGCCAGAGGAAAAAUUCUCAAAAGGUCAUUAAUUUUCUUCGGGUUAACCGACCAGGGGAAUGGAAAUUGCUACUGGAUAAAUAUGACUCAAAAGGAGUUUACAGAGCUAAAUACGAAAAACAAGGCUAAAUUUUAUAUUCCAGUGUUUAUAUACAUAUAUUUUGUAUAUCCAAAACGAUUUAAAUUCAUAGUAACAGAAAAUAUAUAAUAAUUAUUUUAACUUUUUUCUAGCCAA